AUGGCGGACGCCGACGAGCCCCUGCCGACCGUGCAAGCCAGCGAUCCGACCAAAUCCAAUGGCCGCCCGUCAGAAGACGCAAAAGAUGGCGCCCUGCCAACGCGAAACUCCUCAGAAGGAGACAACAAAUUUCAGUCGGCAGUCACCGCAUGGCGCAGUCUGAACCUUUCGAAACUCGUUCGCGAUCUCGAUCAUACCGCCGAAGAAAUGGUGGAUCAACAGAAGGAGUCUCUCGUCCAGCGCAAGGACCUGGCACAGAAGACCAAAGACUUCCGCAAGCUCGACGAUGCGAAUAAGCUCGGACAGAUCAAAGACUUGCUCAAAGCAUACCAAAGCUAUAUCGAUGUUGUCACAACGCACAACAAAAGCAUCACUGCUGCGUUCAUGCAAGCUUAUUCGCCCUUGGCCGAAGCACCCGAUCCAUAUCCGUUAUUGGAGGCGUCGAUCGAUUCUCUGAUCACUGCUGAUGAAGUGGUGCCGAAACUGGAGUCGGAAAAUGAGAGCCUGCGUGUGCAGAUCAGCGCACUCAACGAGCAGCUCGAGGAAGCCGAUCAACGCACAGAAGACGAGAGAAAGAAAAGAGAGGCACUUUCUGGUACUCAAGAUGACCAAAUUAAGCAAGUUGAACAGUCAUGGCAAUCUGUCUUGCGCGAGAAAGAGGACAACUGGACUGCGAAGGAGCGAGGACUCGAAAGUAAAAUCGAGAACCAGGACCGCUUGCUGAAGGAGCUGAAGGCCAGCUAUGAAGUCUCACAAAGAUUAGAAAUGUCAGGAGAUUCAGGACAAAAAUAUGACAGGAAUUCCGGCUCUGCUGCGGAACUUGAAAUCAUCAACUCAGAGUUGGAGCGGACAAGCCUCCGUUUGGUCGAGGUCGAAGCUCGUAACGAACAGCUUCGGAUCGAGCUCGCACAAUCGACCAGCCAAUCCAGCGUUCGCCAUACUGCUGUUGAGGAUGAUCCUGCGUAUUUGCGCCUGCGGUCGGAGAACUCGUCGCUCCUGCGGAGACUCGACGCUGCUCGGUACGACAAGGACUCCGAGAAAACCGCCUUACAAAAUAAGAUUCGAGGAUUCGAACGUGAAGCAGCAGCGCUUAAGACUGAUCGCGAAACACUGGAAGCGAAAGUACAGAAGUGGAGUGACUAUGAGGAAGUGAAACGUGAACUACAAAUGCUCCGUGCCAUCGAAUUCACCAACGUUGAAAAUGGAGAUGCGGAAGAAAGCACCAACACCAGUGGCUCGGUAGAUGGAGUUAAGGGUGAGACUCUGGAGCAGCUCCUCGCUGCUCGCAACAAGAAAUUGAACAAUGAGCUCACUGAGCUCCGAGUGGCACAUGCUGAUCUCCAGAGGAAGAUGGAGCAAUUGCAGGAGGAUCUGUCAGGCACCAAUAUGGAUCUUGAGAAAGCACAGAUCCUCAAUUCGACCCUGGAAAAUGACAUUCAGAAGACACAACAGGAAAUCUCGAAUGCUUUCGAUACCAUGUCUGUCGCCGGGACAUACACAUCGCGUUAUCCGAAAUCGGUGUAUGGCAGUCGCCGGGGAGGCGCAACUUCUCCGACGUCCUCCAUCAUUGGCGGAUAUGAAGGUGCUGGGGCAAACAACACUCGAGUGCUUGAAUCGUUACGUUCUGGCGAAGCCCCAAGCAUUGGAUCGGCCAGUAUCUUACCUCUGGUCACCGCUCAACGUGAUCGUUUCAAGAAGAAGAUCAACGAUCUCGAACAAGAGCUGCAAAAGCAGUACCAAACAGUGUCGUCGCUUCGUACCGAGGUCUCCUCACUCCAGCGCGACAAUCUCAAUCUGUACGAAAAGUCGCGUUACGUGGCGUCUUACAAUCGCGGCAAUACCGGCCCUUCAGCAGCCGGAUCCGGAUCUACCUACAGCGCCAAUCCCAACCCCAGCUCUAUCACGGUAUCCUCGCCAGGUGGCAGCACUUCUGGUGCCCCGGCCCUCGAUCGCUAUCGGUCCACAUACGAGAACAAUCUGAACAGCCCCUUUGCAGCAUUUCGUGGCCGCGAAUCGGCUCGGGCUUUGAAGCGGAUGGGCUGGCCGGAACGCGCAGUAUUCCAGGCAACACGACUCUUGCUUGCGACACGGACUAGCAGAAAUCUUUUUGCGGCGUACUGCAUUGCCUUGCACAUUCUAGUCUUGGUCAUGCUCUUCGGCAUGGGCCACACAACGCCUACCAUGGUCAACAGGGUUGCGCCUUUUGUGCCCGAUUCUGGCAGUGUUUCGGAUGAUCACUCGCCAACCUGGGACGAAGAGAUCCAUUCAUGA
This is a messenger RNA of Dissoconium aciculare CBS 342.82, 2271 nucleotides long. RefSeq lists its product as uncharacterized. Gene Ontology annotation, biological process: intra-Golgi vesicle-mediated transport. Gene Ontology annotation, cellular component: Golgi membrane. The record is from RefSeq and is a predicted model, not a curated record. The coding region runs from base 1 to 2271 and encodes 756 amino acids. NCBI's taxonomy places the organism in Eukaryota, Fungi, Ascomycota, Dothideomycetes, Mycosphaerellales, Dissoconiaceae. The transcript has a single exon.